This is a messenger RNA of Homarus americanus (American lobster), 16125 nucleotides long. RefSeq names its product transmembrane protein KIAA1109 homolog (gene tweek). The record is from RefSeq and is a predicted model, not a curated record. Gene Ontology annotation, biological process: synaptic vesicle endocytosis. The transcript is spliced from 83 exons. NCBI's taxonomy places the organism in Eukaryota, Metazoa, Arthropoda, Malacostraca, Decapoda, Nephropidae. Bases 178 to 15192 code for a protein of 5004 amino acids.
GUGUUUGAGAAGAGUGAUGCUGCUGUUAGGUUAAAUGACCCAGCGGCAUGACACUAAAGAUUUAAAUGUCCAGUAAAUUGCACCUGAACCUUGUUACUCAUGAUGGGCACUCUGAUAUACUUCUGCAGCGAGUCAGUAACUAUGGGAAGAAUAUAACUCAUCAUUAAGGUAGACAUAAUGAGUGUAGAGGCUGGCACAAGUGGGGAGGGGCUGGAGGAGGUGUUCUUGGACACUGCUUUAGAAGGAGCCCCAUUCACGGAUAAGAACUCCAGUACGGGUAUCCUGAAUGAUGUCUUCGAAGAUCUGCAAAAUCCCGAUUUGGGAUACCUGGUUCUCUCCCUGCUGGUGGCCAUAUCUUGGUCCAUCUACACCAUACUCUUUAACUCAAGGGUACAAGGAAGCAUUCUGACCGCCAUCCUACGGAGAUUCGUCAAAACUGGGGACUUGACAAUAGGUUCAUUUUCAUUGUCGGUAUUGUCGGGCAAGAUCAUGUUUCGUAAUGUUGUAUAUGUAACAGAAGACUACAACCUCCGCAUCGUUGAUGGGAUCCUCAAGUUCAGAUACUGGCUGCCAUAUGCCAAGCGUGAGCUCUCAGAAGAUAUGUCACACUGUGACCAUCGAGUGUGGCUUGAGCUCAACGGACCAGAACUGCACAUUUACAAUCGGUCACAACUUUACAGUGAAUUAGAGAAAACAUUUGGAUUAGAUAAUCAGCUAGGAUCUGGGAACAGACCUGGCAAGUCUGAGGAGGAUGGGGAGGGGGAGGAGGGACAGACACAGAACCAUGACAUGAGUUUCUGGCAUGACUGGAGAGAUCUCAUCCCUGUCGUUAAGAUUGAUCUCAAUAUGGCCAGGUUUGUAUUUGGCAACCGUCUGGUAGCGUCGACACUCCUCCUGACAACAGACAAGGCUGAGUGUUGCUACACGACCAAGCCAGCAGCAUGCUCCCUAGACUACUUUAUGCAAGUUCUCACUUCAAAAGCAGAGAACUUCAGGGUGAUCCUUGCUCCAAGCCCAAAAUACACUGGUGUUUUAGAUGAGCCACCUAGAUAUAUGGGUGAAGGGUUUGUGGUGAUGUCAUCCAGCCUCGUGCACUUCUACUAUUAUGUGGAUGAACCAGGACCUGUGCCAGAGCACCCUCAGACAAUGAGACUGCCGAAUGGAGAUGAAGUAACGGCCUCAGCACCUGUGUGGGGCUUGGAUAUUAAGUGUGCAAAGGGUACCAACCUCAGCUAUGGUCCGUGGGCCGACCGUCAACGAGAGCAGCUGUUUCGCUUCUUUUGCCCACAAGAUUACCAGACAGUGAAGAUGCCAAAUGCACCAGUUCCUGGGGAGUUACGUAAAGUUCAGCAGUUUGAUUUACGUCUCAGCAUUCUGACUGAGGCAACCAUUGACAUUCUCUUCUCCAAGGAGAAAGUGACCAACGCAGUCCACAUGAAUGUACAGCGAGGAUCUUACUUUGAGAUGACUCUCCCGUGGGCAAUAAACCAAGAAGGGUAUAGAACCAGGAUUAAUGGUCAACUCUUCCAUGUGGAUGCUUCUACUAGUCUACAGUACCGUAGUCUCCUGGAAGCUGAGACACUGGACUACGGCGUGACCAUCCACUACCCUCGUGUGUGGAACCACCACCAGAUGUGGGACUUGGACUUCAGCAGCAGCAAAGCCACCUACCACUUCUUGUACUCCCAUAAAGAAUUCUUCCAAGAUUUGAUUGAAGACUGGUCGUGCCGCGUGCCCCCAGACCUGUUACACUUUGUGCCCUACGCCUGGAAUUUCACCCUCAAGCUACAACAGUUUGAAUUAGUCACCCUCGCCAAUGGCUACAACUGGGUGGACUGUUCUUCACAGCAUCUAGCCAAUGCUCAUGUUGCCUUCUGUGGGGAGUUGUUUGAGCUGAAAUUCACGCUGCCUUUCAUUGACUUCCUGCCUGAGACUGUCCUCCUAAAGUUUGCAAUACUGGCAGAAACUGUGGACUUGAGCUUGUACCUGCCACCUUCCAACACUUCAAGGAACAUCAUCACCGCCCUCGACCGAAAUGCUAAAUUAAUUGACAAAGAAGAUAGACCCAAACAUGCUUUUUCUAAUGACAAGUGGAGAAAGUUCUGUAAACUCAGUGCUGGCUGGGUGGACUGCUGGCAGGUACCAGAACUUCAGCUGAACAUUGGCUACACCUACCAUCCAGUGCCACCCCUGGGACCCUCACCUCAGGCCAAUGUGUCCACCCCGGAGAAAGAGGAGUUGCUCUUGUCUCCCAUCAGAGCUCCACACAGGAAGAAGUCACCUAUGGAGAUUAUAAAGAACAUUACUCCUGAACAGUUUGAGCCAACAUCCAUGACGCCCGACUGCUUCAGUGUUGACCUGCGUAUCUCUCAACCAUCAGAGAUUAAACUAUAUGGAUCUGUACUUCGUCAGUUUAUACACCUCAAGGAAAAUAUCUUUGGUGAAGAUCAGAAAUUCACAGACAUGAACCAGAUACAUGUGGAUGAAGACAACCCAGCUGAGCUGAGUCAGCAGGAAGAGUCAAAGUCUAACAGUCUGGUAGAGGAAAAGAAGCUGGAGUUCGACUGUCGCAAGUACCGCCAGUUUAGGGUCACUGUUUACUUAGACAUCAGAAAUGUCCUCGGUCACCUUGUUAAGGACUGUACUGAGAAUGACCCACCUUGCCCUUCUGUGGCCUUGGACCGUCUGGUGUUUGAGAUGGACAAGAGGUUCUCAGAGACACAGCUGCAAGUUGUGGUGUCUCCCCUCAUCCUCACCACCUCUGACAUCAACGACCAUAGACCACCCGCGCAUCAACACCUUCGCACUGGCUUCCUUAUGUUGUCUGGGCUACAGAUGCGAGGUCAUGCCAUGUUCAGUUCCGAGGAGCGGUCCCUGGAUGAAGAGACUCUGGAGUAUGCGUGGUUGGUUGAGCUGACUGUUGGUACACUCAGUGGCAAGCUCACCACCCCUCAGUUACAAAACAUAAUUACAGCAUUGGAAGCAUUUUUGUUCACUGUUGAGGACAUGGAAAACUGUCUACGUCACCCACGCCCACACAUGUUCUGUUACCAUAGAACACCACAGCCACAGUGCAUCCACACCACAGCUGAGCACUUUUGUCCCACCACUGAUGUCAUCAAGUACAAGAUGGUGCGAGCCUCCAUUGAUGGCCUCUCACUUAACCUUGUGGAGAGCGGUGCUAUCCUUAAUGUUGAGAUUUACCCAAUGAGAGUGGCAACUUGUAAUCUGCAUGGCCAGCACACAAGGUCUGGUAUUACUGCUCACAUUCAGAACAUCAGUGCCCGAAACUACAUCUGUGCUCAGGAUGGGCACAAAGAGGGGGGUGGCCGAGGCGAGGCAGCAUCCAUGUGUGGUACAUCCACGAGCGGUGUGGGCGGUCUAGGUCUAGCAGAUGUGUACACGGAUGAUGUGUGGCUGGAGGCAGCAGCUCUUACUCUUGGUCCCGUGUAUGUGGAUGCUGCCACCAGCAUGGAUGUUCUCCACCAUGACAUGCAGCUCAUACAGCAUAAGUUCUUGAAACUUCAUGAUGAGAAUACCAAAAGACUGUGGUUCCUGUGGCCACAGGAGGUCACAAAAGUGUCAGCACAGGUGUUUGGCAAGUGUGGUUGUGUUGGUGGCUGCUCUUUCUUCGGUAACAACAAGAACGGCCUGACCUUCUUCAAGCCCAGCAAGCAGGACUUCUACAAUGGUGUAAAUAUUGCUCAGCUCAGAGUGAAUGAUCCCACAGAAGGUCCAGGUUAUGGCCAGAGUAUUUUACAUGAUGAUCAGCUGGUGUUUCAUGUUGGGGCCUAUUCUGAUCUUGCUCAUUCUCAUUAUGACUCACAUUCAGGAACAAGUAAAGAUCACUAUGUCUUGAGCUCAGGAUAUGUUAAAAGUGCAUCUCCUGCUACACCAGCUGAUGCACAUGCAUCAAGAGGAAGCAGCUCACUUCACCACAGCUCGGACGCACACUGCACGGAGAGACUCAAUCCCCGCCACAGUUAUCACAGAGAAGUGUCGGUCACAAGUCAUGACUCCAAUCCUCACGUGACAGAAGUAGAGUCAAGGGGAUCCGGGGGUGCUGGGGACUCAAGUACCCUGAGGGCAACAAACAAGGAUGUAGUACUGGGUGUUCCAGUAGGAACAGAGGGUCUCUCUACGCCUGGCAGUCUAUCAGAUCUACGACGCUCCGUAGAUAAUGUGAACUCUAGUCGGCAGAGUAAGAUGCCGUCCAGCCUCUCCUUACAAACAGAACUACCUCUUCAUGCUGCAAGUGGCCACAGGUUGUCAGUGAGUGGGAUGAAAGAAUCAAAUUCAAGACAGUCACUCUCCAGCCAACACAGCUUACUAGCCAGUGUACAGAGAACUGUGUCUGUUGGCAGUGAGACCCAGUCAGAGGCUUUCUUCUCUGCUGAUGAAGACCAGGUAAGUAAGAUGACUGUGGUUGGCAAUGGUGAAGGCACGUUGUCCCGUGUGUCGUCCCAGCUCAGCCUCCCGACAGUGCCCGAAGACCAGCUCCAGUCUAACAACGACCGCUACUCCAGUGAGACGUCAACUCCACCUACUCCUCACCAUGACUCCGGGACACUCACCAUAAAUUCAAAUGGACAUUUUAGUGUUGAAGAAGGACGCAGACGCCGCCCAAGCUCUCACAGCAGAACCAGACAUGACAGUGCCAGAAGCAACAGUAGCUGCAGUAGUAGUGGACAGAGUCCGUGUCUAGACCACAGUCAGGCAUCACUGAUACACUCUGUUGGGUCAGAGUCUUCCAGAUUAUGGGAGUGUGAUCGUCCCACUAGAGCCUGGAAGAAAGCGGAUAGGAUUCAGGCAUCUCUGGACUGUAGUGGAGACAGCAGCUCAGAAGUAGGGAGUGUGUCCAGUACCUCAUUUAUUUCGGCUGUGUCAUCCCAGGAAGAUAUUGCCUUGGUGGACCUGCACAUGCAGCUAAACAAACCCAUCACAGAGUCUCCCCUGCUCAUGUCAUCUUACAUCAACCACAUGACUCAGCUGCGUUGCCUCAAUUGGGAUGCCUCGGUGCCCAGCUUCCAGUCAAGCCCUAGUAAACCUCAAGAAAUCCACACGCCUAUGUUUGAAAAGAUAAGUGAAGGGUUCACAGCAAUACGGAUGGUUGAGGGUGGGAGGCACGGUCCGCCUCGAUCGCCUCCCCCACCGUCUGGACGCACCCCGUCACAUCCCUACACCUGGGAUACGCCCAUAUUCACUUGGGGUGAUGCACAGGAGGAACAGAGUCAUGAAGAUUCACAGUUACAGGAUGUUGUGGGAGGUGUGUGUGACUCUAACACAACUCGCACUACUGUUGUCAUCAAGCUGAAGAAAGACGUGGACAUCAUGCUUUCUCCAAUGGCCCUGGAGUCUGCACAGCUCUUCCUUGAGGCACUAACUCCAGUUCUUGAGAGCCUUCAUCCACUCUCCAUCAUCAACCAAGCCCACAUGAGGUCUCUGUCCACCGUCGCUGGCCAGAACACACUGAAGAAGAAGCGUUACAUGUACUGGUCUCGACUGAGGGACAAGAAGGUGGCUGGAACACCAGAACAGUCAGCAGUGCUGAGCACAACAUACCAGGAGAGCUGUUUCCAGCAGAUGCAGGGGCAGGUCACAGUGCCCAGGAUAAAUAUCACCCUGCUUCAGGCAUCAGUGGUGGAGGAGGUGAUCUCAUUCUCUGCACUGGAUAAUAUUCGAGAUCUCACCUGUGUUUCUCUCUUCUCUGUGAGCCUUGAUAGUGUGACUCUUCAAUUUUAUUCUGGUCACCAGUCCAAGAAGUCCGUACAGAUGUACAUGAGGAACCCACAUGACCCCGUCAUGCAGAAGAAGAGCAAGUCCAAGGCCAGACAGGCGGUGGACUUGUUGGCAGAGCCCGUGUACAUUGAAACCUCGGAGCGGCAACAGGAAGAAAAUAUGGUGUCAGUUGAUGUGAACAAGAUGCACGUUCAGCUAAGACGUCUCAAGAAUGAGAGUGCACUGCUCAAGGAUGCAAGUGUUACAGCCAUACCCAACCACAGGUCUAAGGUACUGUUUGGGUUCAGGCGGUGUGCACGUGGAGAGGACGGUGAUAAUGGUGGUGCCAGUGGGACUCCUGUCAUGGAAGAUGAUCGCAUGGGUUUCAUUAUGUGUGAGGCUGGCCUGGAAAAUGUUGCUCUGCGGGCGGUGAAACGGAAAGGCUUUGGGCAACAGGCAGAAGGAAGCGGAAGACACGAUGUUAAUGCACCAAUUGGGAACAACUGUGCCGUGCCGUCAGCAGGCAGUGGAGCCGGCCCCAGUUGUGGCUCAGCUCCUGGUACGGCUUCUAUGGAACCUCCGAGGACUGGUCCCGAAUCCCGCCGGGAACUGUCUGACCGUCUGUGUUCUGCCUCAGUGUCUCAAAUGUCUAACAUGUCAAGCCACUCAGGAGUGGCUCACUCCAUUUCAUCAGCCAAUGAUAGUACCAAGGACCUCCCAAUCAUGCAGAUGAAGAGCGACAAGAGGGACAUAACAUCUUUCAUGGUAGAGCUGAGGACCGUCUGGUUUAACUUUGCUGCUCCGCCUCACACACCCAUCACCAAGAAGAUUGACUACACCAGGCUGGACUGGAACCUACUGAGCACAGCAUCGCCCUCCAUCAAUGCGUGGAUGAAUCCAAGUGAUAGGCUUACGGUGGCUGUCAUCCAGUUCCUCCAUGCUUCAGAGAGUCGCAGGCUGGGUGUCAUGGCGUCCCUAAUGGCUGAGGCACUGGACGUACAGAGCCUCCAUGUUCCUGUCAAGAACAAGUAUGAGAAGCUGAUGCCACUGAGCCAGACCCUUCAGGAGGAUCCCUCAUGCCAGCUGUGCACUGUUCUGCGUCGCUACGUGUUACAGUCAUCUCCUCGCACCAUCGAGGGGAACCUCAUCCCACCACAUCUACCUAAACUUGCUACAUUGAGACAGGGAGUUGUUGUGCUGAGUCGCCAGUGGAAGAAUGCCUUGUAUAUGCCAUUGCUCAUGGAACAGACAUUCAGGAACAAACAGACCCGUCCCACAUACACAUAUAGGCCAAACACGGUUCCUGAAGGUCGUACAACUCCCAGAUUUGAUCCUAACGUGAUACCCAAUGAAGUGACAGACGAGAAGACAACACUUUUGGAGGCAGAGGGAGGGUCACUCAACUCCCGAGCUGGUUGUGAAUCAGAUGGCAGUGUCACCAAUGGUGUAGAGGAUGUGACCGAUGGUAUAAUGAGCUCAGAGUCUACUCAGCUUCCUCCUCGACGCUCUCUUCCAUCUUAUCCCCCUCGGUCAUCCAGAGCAUCAGUCAUCUUGCCCAUCUUCAACACCAAUUUUGAGUCCCCAGCGAGGUUCCAGUUUCCCAAAAUUGGCACGGGUAUUGGUGGACACUUAGCCUUUCUACGUGGAGGCCAGCCUUCCCGCGGUGGACAAGCUGGUGACAACCGUAGUGGUGGCAGCAGGAGCUCUGGCUCAGAUCACGUUUCAUCAUCCAGCCUGGACGGUGGAGGAGGUUCCGGUCUGGCCACCCCUGGACGACCUCCCACUGUUAAUUGUGAAAAAGAUCAUGAAAAUUUGUACAACUGGAUGGUGCGCCAGCAGGAGUACGCCCACACCACAGAUGCCACCAGACCCACUGUCACUUUUCCUAAGCAGGGUGAGGGCCUGCAUGCCAUGAGUGAGGGUGGCAGUGAGCGGCGGGAAUACCCCCCCAUCAGAGACCCCAACACAGUACUUGAGCCACCACAAAGUGCCCACUUUUUGGAAGCCCACGUUAUCUUUGAGCCACUACUCUCAGCCAUCGGGGUUAUCACUCAACAGGUGACUGGUGGAGCUCUGGAGCAGCUAGGAUCCAACGUGUCCAUCACAGGAAGCGUGGAGACCCUCCGUGUCGACAUCAUAGAGUCAGAGGCAUCCAAACAAAAUCGCAAGAAGAGAAAAACGGGGCUGCACCCAGGUAACACAGUCGGCACCUCAGGGGACAGCAGUGAUGCUCCCGGUAAAUUCUUCCUAGACAUUGGGAGUGAGGUUCCAGCCUUCCUCUGUGAGCGUGUUGGUCUCGAGAUUGAUGUGAGCAAAGUAGCAGAUGACUCGCGAGAAUGGGUGAGCCAACAGCCAACGCUGUUUGUAUCACGCAGUGCACUGAAGCAGCACACGUCCACCAUGGUCCACUUUUCUCUCAAUGUUAACUACAUUGCUCAGCAGGUUAACAUGCCACUGUUGCGACUCCUGCACCAAAUCAGCUCCAUGUACCAGAAUGCAAGAGAAACCCAGUUGGGACUCCGAGAGCAGAGACCAACACGCACCAAGGAUACAAAUCUGCCAUCACACCGUAAGGAAGGAUCAUAUUCAGAGUUGCAUGAGGGUGAAUACAAGGGUAAUGAAUAUAGUCUGAGCAUCAGCGAGGAGCAGGCAACCGUGUCUUCCCUUGCUGGCAUCAAGGGCCCCCGAGGAUCCGUUGUCUCCUCACUGUCGGCUCGCAUUUCUCCACCUCCUACUACCUCCAGAGUUAAUCGGCCACAGAGUUUUGCUCAGAGACUGAGGUCAUCCACAAAGAUGAGCAAAGGCUACACCAAUCUUGGGACAGAGCGUGGUACAGGCAGUCCACUGUUCAGCAUCAGUGUGAGUGGCUCAGGGCUAGAAGGGGCCACUAUCUGCUCCUCUGACAAGUCGCCACUACUGGGUCCUCCCGAAGCCUCCACACCACCAGCUGCUGUCACUGCCACACCCAAGUGCUGGCGGAACAUCUACUACCUGUUGGACCUGUACACUACAACGCCUGAAACUAAAACAGUACAACAGAGGUCGUCAGUAACUGUUGAGGCCUCAGAUGGGUACAAAGGUAGUCGAAAAUAUGACAUUCUUAAGGAGAGCAAACAGUCGGACUUAGAAGCCGGCCCCUUACCCUCUGUACCCUCACCGCCUGUAGUGGCCGACAAGACCAAAGAACUUGGUUUGAUUUCGGGAGAGAGGACACCAUUUGUUGUGUUUGGUUUGGCAAAGAUUCAACGAACGAAGCUGCUGGCAACACUGAGUGGACUGAAGCUGGAGGCUGAGAUGAAUGCUGUUCACUCUUCACUAACCUUCAGAGAGAAAGUGCGAGGAGCCAGAACUCCAGUACGGGCCACCCAGCGCACAACAUCUGAACUCUCUCACACGGGCCAUAUCGGCAGCACCAUGAUCGUACUCCUCGAAGGCAUCGCUCCCAACCAGCAGACUGUGGUGAGAGUGACUAUUGGCAAAAGUCAAGGGCUGUACUCCAGCCUCUCUCGUAAGACCAAAGACAAGAAUUCUGCUCUCAUCACCAUUGGAGAUGUUCACAUAGAUAUCCCCCAGCACCCGGUCAUCCUCCAUGACAUGAUGACUCGAGGCAGCAAGCAGCUAUCCUCCACACUCAUGGAAUUGCGUGUGGCACGUCCAAGUGCCCGCCUGAGCCGGGGAGCCACUGUAGAAGAGCAAGAUGUUACAGCAUCACCUCGUCCCCCUCAGGAACCGCCUGGUCCUCAGGAGCCCAUCCCACCUGAUGCACUGCUCCACCCUCUGGUCAUUCAGUUCUCUAUCCUGCUACAGAGUUUAAGCAUCCAGGCAGCUCUCCUGCCUUCACUACAGGCUCAGUACCGCAUGGAACAAGUGUCCAGCCUGGGGAUCACUGGUGCCAAAGCCAAGUUCACCAUACAUCUGCCCACACACCACCUCUCCUUUUCCACCAGACUGCAGGACUUGCCGACCGAGACUCACCUUCCGUCAUCUGCCAGCAUCCAGUUACCUCAGGUGCACGUUGAGGCAGAGCUGAUACAGGACGACCCCCCCUCUCGUAUUGAUCAACAUGCAGCAGCAGAUGGCAUGGUGCUGCGUGAGGGGAGCUACCUCAGUGCUGUAGCAGAGAUUGGUGCUCUGGAACACAGCUUAACAACUGACCUGUUAAACCACCUGGUGUUUGUACAGAAAGUCUUCAUGAAAGAAGUAAAUGAAGUGGUGCAGAAAAUGGCCGGUGGAGACAAGCCAGUACCACUGUGGACGGAAGAGGGACCCACCAGCCAUGUCUCUCAGCCUCGAAGACUCCUCUUUACACUCCAGCUUCGACUUAAGGGGAUCAUCAUCACAGCGACUACACCAACACAGUCAGCAGUGCGGCUAGAGACUGGUGUGGUGGAGCUGCAGCUCAGCAACAGAGUGGAAAACAUUAGUCGACCGAGCCGCACGUCUGUUGAUCCAACGCAACACAUGAAAAUAUUUGGCAAAGCUCAGGUGGACAUCAACGUGGCUCUGGGACAGCUCCUCAGAAACGACAUGUUCGAGGAAGCAGAGCCUGAGUUCCAGCAGCUUGCAUUUUUCCGGACAAGAAUAUGCUUGCGCAAUGCUUUAUACAACGAGAUGCUGAGUGUUGGUGAUGAUGGGGAGGUGGUUUUAAUCACACUGACGAGGCCACUGGUGUGUGUGCAGCCCCUGGCCGUAGACCGAGCUGUUCUUGUCUGGCUCAACUACAAAAAUGCUUAUGAGUACUGGAGUGAGCAGCGGGCGUCUCUCAAUAAAGAAGUACUGACAGCAACACAACAGGUGUUUGAAAAGGUUCCACAGUUUUCAUCAUUGUCCUCAGCUGCCCACAUAACGAACAAUGUUUACUUACAACUCACGGUAGAUGACAUAGGCAUCUGCUUGCCGCUGAACCCUUGUCGAACUGUGAGCCAUCAGGUGGAUUCAACAGAGACGAGAGAUGCUUUGGUGGUCACACUAGAGAGCACCAUCAUCUCUGCCUGUAACUCUGGCUCAUUAGUGUGUAAGGCAAGGUUCAAGGGCUUCUGCAUGCGCUUUGCUCCUGAGUUUGAGACAAGUUUAGAUGACUGGAAGCCUGACUUUAAGGACCAUACAAUCAACUUGUGCACAGUGUCCGAAGGAACGUACGAGGUCUGCAGUCGUACAGUUGCCGGACACUCCGAAAAGGCAGAGAAUGCGAAGUGGUUGCUGAAUGUCCAGUGGCAGAUGGAGGGAGUUGACCUUCACUUGGAUGUCAACAUUGGUAAGCACCUGAGUGCAUUAGCUCGCACACUUACCAUGCUCACAGGGGCUCCUGAUACUGCAGCGCCUCAAGCCAAUUAUGAUUCAGACGACGAUGUUGACCACACAGAUCAUGCUACUUCCCAGCAAGAAUCACAUGCCCUGCGAAGACAACUUGCUUUUAAUGAGAGUCUUCCAGCAUUCAUAUUUGACCCCAACCUUGAUGCUAGACAGAGGGCGAAGCUCUUGGAGAUUGAAAUGAAUGAACAGGCUAAGACGGUAAAUGAUCUCAAGAUGCUCGGAGCGUCCGCAUCCACUAUCGAGCAAGAAAUGCGGCGGUUACAAGAACUGGAAGCAGUAGUAUUUCAUGAUUUCCGUCGAGAUGUUAUAAAGAAACUUCGCCGCCAGAGUGUAAAGGCAACUUCCAUGAAAGACCGGCUGGGUCUGGGACCCAAACAUCACCUAAGGUCUAAGAGCUUCAGAGUUCCCUCACCAACUAUUGAGGUGAAAGAGCCACCAGCAAGUUGUGGGAGUCGUGGGAGUAUAGACCAGGCCUCCAUCAGUGUGGACAGCUCCCCCUGUCACACUGCCAAUGAUGCCACUGCUCAGAAAGUCAAGUUUGUGGAUGGAUCAUCUCAUGGACGGCAUUUGUCCUUCACUAGUGGUUCGUCAGAUUCAUACCCAACAGAUGAGAUUGACAAUGGGGAUGUGUUCCUGGCAACACCAGGGCACAUGAGAACUCCCACUCCUACCAAUGUAUCUGACACUGAGACUGAAACUAUUACUAUCACCAACUUCAGUAGUGACAACAUCGGGAGUGCCGUUAGCAAGAGCGUAGGUGGACUGACAGGCCUGGUGACAGUCCUAGAUCGUGACACAACUCGAGGCAGUGCCGGCGAUGGUUACUAUAGGGACGAUGGCACCCAGGGUGGUGGCAGUGGCAGCACUCCUGGAACAGCUACAGCACCACUUUCUGGCCACUCAAGUACGCACAGCUCAGUAUUCCCUCUUCUACCUGGCUGUGCAGGGCCCAUCACACCAGGUGGCCACGGGUCAAGCAGUUCAGGUACAGUCAAGCCCCUCGACCCCAGCAUUGACUUGGAGUUGGACGUGCGAGUGUGCAUCAGCUCCGGGAUGUGUAAUCUGUACACCAAGUGUGUCUCCAGGGAGGAAGAGAAGAGGAUGAAGAAGGAGCGGAGUUUCUCGGGAGGAAUAUCUGAGACUCCCAGCAGCCCCGGCUCAAUUCGUAAAAAAAACGAAGGUCGCCCCAAUAUACCAAGUGGCAAAUUGCGAGCACCACCACCACCGUUACUCUCUGUGUCAGCUGACACUGUGUUUUAUAUCCCAGGUCUUGAUGUUAAGGUACAUUAUGAGUCCCACAACAUUCAUGAGGAGACUCCAGUUGGAAGCGGCGGUGGUGGGUUUGGCAAUAGUGCUGGGGUGCCAGAUGGAUCCGGUUGGUCGCCUGCCGGUACUACAGGAGGCAGCAGCAGUCUGGGAGGCAGUAGCUCCCGCAAGAGUGGCAUUGGCACUGGUGGCAUUAAACGUGCCUCUCUGUUUACGUGGCUGACUUUACAGAGCAUACAGAGAGAGACCACAGUGAGCCCCAACAUUCUGGAGUUCCUGGAGUUAGCCCUUGAACCACUACCAGUACCUGAGACACAACACAAGUCUCCUGCUGCCUCACAAGAACGUGAAUCAGUGUUCAACGUGGAUGUAGACACUUCAGGAGCUCCUGGCGGAGGAGGCGUGCCUUAUGUGUAUUCUUCUUUCCCUGUUGAUGUAGUUGUUUACUUCCACAUGCAGCCAUCAACCAUCAGGUUCUCCUGUCAGCCAGUGUCACGGGUAGAAUGUUUGCUGCAGCUGCCCUCCCUCAACCUUGUGUUCUCCUCCAAGAGGGCAGAAGAUGGAUCCAUGCCAGAUUUAGCCAGCAAACUGCCAGCAACAAUUGGAGGAUUAAGUGUAACUGGCGUCUUGGAGGACUUCUCACUCUACGUGUUUCACCCGUACGGUGGAAAACAGCGAGGCACCUCAGGGGCGCCUUACUUGGCAGCUUCACCCUUGGCAGCACUCACAGACAGUGAACGAAAGGAUUCCCUCAGUGUCAUGGUAGAGUUUGUCAAGUUUCACAUCUCGAGGUCACGUAAAAUUAACUACAAACCAGAGCUCAGCGCCAAGAUAAAAACUUCCAAUGCUGCAGACUCAGCCAAGGCAAUCAUCAGGUUCUCCACCAUUGUUGACAUCGGAGCCGCACACUUCAAAUAUGAUAUGCGGAGACUGACAGAAAUCCUAGCGUUCCCUCGGGCAUGGUACAGGCGGUCGAUUGUAAGAAGAUUGUUUUUAGGGGACUUUACAGGGGGUGCAAUGUCCAGCGAGUGGGACGAGGUCAGUCCUGCCGCUUCUUCUGGAGAAUCACCACCCAGUCACAAUGUCCCACCUAAGCGACAUUCUUCAAGCUCAGCGGAGGGCAUUGACAACAGUCGUAGGGAGAACGGGAGCAUAAGCAGCGGUGCCAGCCAGUCAACGCCCACCACCUCCUCUCAGCCUCUUGGUGCCGCUGGUGCUGGCAGUCGAGCAAGAGAUAAACUCAGACUCAAUUUUGAUUCGGAAGUCAACAUCAGGAGAAGCCCAAAGCUAUCAGGUGGGAAGGCUGAGGGUGUGAGUGAGGAGGACCUGGAAGGCUCAGGAGCUACAACUGGGGCAGCAGAUCCAGCGGACACGUCGGCAUCGGGCAAGUCGUCGGAAACUGAGGGAACAGCUGCAACUCAGAUGGCAAACAAAGCUGGCUCUUGGGAAACGCUGGUGCUCUUUGCUGUCAACUUUACCCGCCUGGGUGUGCAGAUGAACAUGGGAAAUGUGAUGGGCAAUGUUGUCUGGACAACAAAAGACUUCAAGGCAAAUGGGAGACUGUCAAUAGGCAGUACUGGCCACAAGAAUAUGUAUAUAGGAAUUGGUCUGGGAGGGUCGGGCCUGGAAGCUAAAGGUGGAAUUGUCGGCGGCACCAUCGAACUCUCAGAAAUCAACAUGUACCUAAAAAUUCGUGAAGACCCAGGAACAGAGCCAGACCACACUAUUGGUGUCAAGCUGUUUGCCUCACAGUCACGCUUAGACUACAUGGGCACAAGCGUCCUGAUGGGCCGAGUCUCAUCCUUUGGAGUAACAUUGAGAGAUGAGUGGAAGCUUAAGCAGUGUGCUGACUCAGAUGAAGAUACCACACGCAGAGGUGCGACUAUCUUCAUCCUGGGGGACCUGGAGUGGGACCAGUUGCAGCUCAUCAUCAGCAAGUCCACCACAGCUGACCUUUUGAAGAUGCACCACAAGCUUGAUGAAUUCUUCUCUCAACAGUUUAAGUCCAGCAAGCGUGUCUUUUCCUCCCUCCAGCCCACCAGACAUAAGUCCUCAGUCAAACAAAGACUCAGGGAUGGAAACCGCAAGCUAGUUAAUGUCUUGGGAGUGACAUCGGGCCAGGACGCUCGCCACCAUCGACACUGGCAGGGUGUACUGUAUCGUGUGUCUGGCCUGCGACUCACCACCCUGCCACUGCCCCUGCCAGACUCUGGGACAGUCCUGGGUGGAUCACUGGAGCUCCAUGGCAAAACAAUCUCUCUAGCUUGUUUCCAUGGUGUUAACUUCAGAAGCAAGUCUUGGGCAUUAUUCAGUCUUCAGGAACCAUACAUCAACUUCACCUCAGAAGUUCAGGAAGUGCCGGGAGACCCACCUCGUGACACCCACAUCGUUCAGAACUUGACCUUCAGUUUGGGAGUUAUGGAGCAGACUCACGCACAACACAUUUCCAUGGCUACUGUCUGCAGGAUAACACGAAACAUGGUCUUCCCGCCUCAGUUCCGCACCAUUCAAGAAUGGUUCCACUAUGCAUUUUGCACCUCGGAACUUGACAACGUGGAUCGGUUCCCUUCCCUGGACCGCAGUGACAGCUUACCUUCAUCAGAGGGCAAGCGGUCAUCAGCCCGCCUGCAGGACCAUAACCACUCUUCAGAGACCAUCUUUGCUUUACCUUCCAUGCAGAUUCACCUUAACACUAAACAUCUGCAGACAGCAACAACGCCUGACUUUAUGGUUUGUCCAACAGAUGAGAAGCCUAAAGUGGAGUGCUCACUGGUGACAGAGUUCCAGGACCACAUAUUUGUUGCUGUUGACGCCGAGAACUUCUUCUUCCUCCACGACAUGAUCGCCUCCUAUGUCAAGGAUACUAAAGAGAAGAUGAGAGAAGAAUAUUACUGAUGUAUGAGUCAUGAAUGGGACCACUAAACAGAUGACUCCCCAUUUUCAUCAGAAAAUUCUAAUACUUUUUCUUUAAUGCAGUAUUGUACAGACAUUUUUGUAUUGUAAAAAGUAAUUACUAGUGACCUCAGAAUAUCUCCUAAUAUGAUGUGCACAUGGCUUCAAAAUGCCCAUGAUAUUGGUCGGAUUUCAAAAAAAUUCUGAGGGGUGGGGUGCAGUAUACCCCUCCUCAACCGGGUGGGCUCUCUCUGUGUUCGCAAUGGUUUUCCCACCUACAAAUUCUUGGAGUCCCCCUUUUGAUAUUCCUGGAUCUGCCCCUGCACACACACCCUCUCUAUCUACAGCUAUUGAGCACUAACUAAGCUUGUUACAAAUGCAUAUCACUAUUUGGUAACUCUUUAGGUUAACAAACUAAUGAUUAGCUACUGUAUUGGGCUGAAACAAAGUGCAGAUAAUUUUAACUGUGCUAGAAUGGGUUAACAUCCAGGUCCCCAAGUAUUGCUGGGUAGACAGAUGUAACCACAGUUGGGGGCACCGUAAAUUCCGUACAGAGAUACUGAAUGCUGCAACACAUAAGAUUAGUUUAGUAAAACUAUUUCAUGUGAAAAUUACUUUCACCCCAAAAUUUACUUUAUUAUGCAUGAACUGCUCCCCGGGACAAAUUACCUUCUCUUCUUAGGUGUUAUAAAACUGGAGUUUUUCAAAUCUUACAAAAAUCGCAAUAGUAUAUUUUCUUAUACAAUUGCAUGCUAGCAAGCAGAAUAACAGACUGUGGGGAAAAAACAUCUUUACUUAUCUUACUAUACUCAUCUGGUGGAUGCUUUUCUCCAUACAUACAGUCAGUCCUUUACUUACGAUGGGGUUAGGGACCGACGACCAGGUCGUAAGUCGAAAAUGCGAAAAUAAUACAUAGAAAAUCUAAAAUGAAAUACA